AUGCAUAAUCCGUCAAACUAUCCAUGGGUUUACCCAUCCACAAUAUUUCUUUUGUUAAUGAAGAAGAUACCAAAAGAGAAAGAGAAUAAUAACACAAAGAAAGGAGGUAUUAAGCUACAUUUCGGUGGUAUUCUAAUAAAUUUUCAUAAAGUUGAUGAUGUAAAAGCUUUUUAUGGACGAACUUCUCAUAAAAUUUCUUUGAAAAUUUCUUUGAAAGAAACUAAAAAAUCCGAUCAAAGGUAUACAAUGUUGCGAGAUGAAAACUAUCGUAUUGAAGCGUUAAGUUUUGCGCUAGACCCAUCUUAA
This is a messenger RNA of Funneliformis caledonium, 306 nucleotides long. The record is from the annotation of a GenBank genome assembly. Lineage: Eukaryota; Fungi; Glomeromycota; Glomeromycetes; Glomerales; Glomeraceae.